CAACCAGCGACAAACACCCACACAGCCUUCUCUCUCUCGCCUCGAACACUGUCCCAUUGCGGGCAUAUCUAGGGCUCCACCUCUGCAUACGGCAACGGAACAAAGAACUUUGCAUCCAGCACGACCACUAUCCCAACAACAACGAUUACAACACAUAUAUGCAGGAUGACCAGCAGCAGCGCACCCGAGAACCAAUGGCUGUUUAAGAAGGAGGAUCUGUACAGGACGCCGUCGUUGAUGGCUGGAACGACUUAUCAACUUGAGAAGGAGAGUCGUAGCAAGGGCAUCACAUUCAUUUUCCAAGUGGGAAUGCAUCUGAAGCUACCACAAAUCACGAUGGCAACCGCGGCGCUCUUUUUCCACCGUUUCUAUAUGCGACACUCUCUCAAAGACUACAAGUUCUAUGACAUUGGUGCAACCUGCAUCUAUCUCGCCAGCAAAACGGAAGAAUCGACGCGCAAGUUCAAAGACGUGAUCAUUGCAUGCGCACAAAAGGCUGCAAAAAGGGAGAUACAGAUUGACGAUUCAUCAAAGGAAUUCCGCGUCUGGAAGGAUACAAUCAUUUAUACAGAGGAGGUGCUGCUGGAGGCCCUCUGCUUCGAGCUCAGUGUGGAACAUCCAUACCAUUUCAUGCUAACUCUAUUAACCAAUCAUUAUACGAAGGAUAUUCACCGCUCAAGGAAGCUGAAGCAAGUGGCCUGGGCUUUCAUAAAUGACAGUUUGAGGACAACAUUGUGUCUGCUAUAUCCUCCCAAGAUCAUUGCCCUUGCAGCACUACAUAUUGCGGCCAAAUAUCUGGAUGAGAACCUGAAUGAAGCCCUCGGAGACAUCUGGCGGGAACUGUUUGAACCAGAUGUUCAGGACAUCCAAGAUGCUGCGAAUGAGAUUCUGGACCAGUACACACAGUUCCCGAACAGACGAUCUUUGGACAAAAUGAUGCCUGGGUCGAAACCAGGAAGCGAAUAUCAAGAGAAUGGGACACCCUCUUACGGAGGCUACCUCAGCAGCCCUGCCAAACUUGCCACACCAGCCUAUAACGAACCGGACAGAUCCAAUGGCGACCGAAGUGUAGCUUGAUAGUCAAAAAUAACACACUCGUUGCCUAUUCGUACUUAUUGUAUCUCGAUGGAUCUCUGAUGACAGAAUAUUGUUGUUCCUUACAUGCAUCUUUGGACCUACAAGGCAAAGAAUGAACUGCUGCACAAGCAUGCGCUUUGUACGUAGAUCUCAAGGUGGAUAGAAUAAAAGACAAGGGAUGAC
Gamsiella multidivaricata is the source of this 1260-nucleotide messenger RNA. RefSeq names its product cyclin-like protein. NCBI's taxonomy places the organism in Eukaryota, Fungi, Mortierellomycota, Mortierellomycetes, Mortierellales, Mortierellaceae. Gene Ontology annotation, molecular function: cyclin-dependent protein serine/threonine kinase activator activity. Bases 166 to 1077 code for a protein of 303 amino acids. The record is from RefSeq and is a predicted model, not a curated record. The transcript is spliced from 8 exons. Gene Ontology annotation, biological process: regulation of transcription by RNA polymerase II; positive regulation of DNA-templated transcription, elongation. Gene Ontology annotation, cellular component: cyclin/CDK positive transcription elongation factor complex; nucleus.